AUGGCAGUCGACAAGAACAUCAAGGUACUUCUGGUCAUAGGAGAUUCUGAUCUACUGAUACAUCAAGUUCAAGUUGAAUGGACUACCAAGAAUAUCAAUAUCAUUUUGUACCUGCAAUACGUGAAAGAGUUGUGCAAUAAAUUCAUCAAGAUCGAAUUCAAAUAUAUUCAUAGAAUCCAAAAUGAGUUUGCCAAUGCUCUUGCAACCUUGUCAUCUAUGAUCCAACAUCCAAAUAAGAAUUACAUCGACCCUAUUGAGAUAGAGGUUCGGGAUCAACAUAUGUACUGUUUCCAUGUAGAUGAAGAGGCAGACGAUAAGCCGUGGUACUACUACAUCAAAAGGUUCCUUGAAACAAGAGAAUACCUAGAUAAUGCCACCCGUGGCAAAAAACGAGCAUUAAAAGGACUAGCAAAUCACGUUUUCCAUAACGAGGAAUUCUUGUACAUGAGGAUACCAAACUUGGGUUUGUUAAGGUGUGUAGAUGUCACUGAAGCGACUAGAUUACUAAAAGAAAUACAGGCAAGAACAUGCGGACCUCACAUGAAUGGUUUCACUUUGGCCAAGAAGAUUUUAAGAGCUGAAUACUUUUGGAUGACCAUGGAAAGUGAUAGUAUCCGUUACAUAUAG
Molecule: messenger RNA, 627 nt
Organism: Nicotiana tabacum (common tobacco)
Lineage: Eukaryota; Viridiplantae; Streptophyta; Magnoliopsida; Solanales; Solanaceae
Molecular function (GO): nucleic acid binding; RNA-DNA hybrid ribonuclease activity
Source: RefSeq, a predicted model, not a curated record